This is a messenger RNA of Bipolaris zeicola 26-R-13, 207 nucleotides long. RefSeq lists its product as uncharacterized. The record is from RefSeq and is a predicted model, not a curated record. The transcript is spliced from 4 exons. NCBI's taxonomy places the organism in Eukaryota, Fungi, Ascomycota, Dothideomycetes, Pleosporales, Pleosporaceae. Bases 1 to 207 code for a protein of 68 amino acids.
AUGGCAGGCUGGGUUAUGCGCGAGAACCGCGUGCCUCAAUGGCAGCGCGAACACCAAAAGCACGACGGACUGAGGACCUGGGAGAAGGGCCGUGGCAAGUGGAUGGUCCCCGGUUACAAGGCCCUCCUGUACACCACCUUCGGUGCUAGCAUGUACAUGAUGAGCCGUCUUGUUCUCGGACACAAGACCUGGGCUGGCAAGAACUAG